UAAAUUAGUUAUUAAUUUAUUAAACCUAAGUUCAUCUCAUCAUGUGGCUCCCAAGUUCCUGUUUGCAUUUUGGUCCAACACCUGUCUCAGAAAUCAUGACAAAUACAGAAUGAUCCUGGAAGAAAACUGCAUAAAAACCUGAGAUAAAGUAGAGGUUGCCCUUCCAGCAAGCAGAAUCAGAAACAGAUGUAAUCAAUAAGUAAAUAAUGCAUCAUCCACCCUGAUGCCAGGCUGGUAGGCAAACUGCAGGGGAUCUAGGAAGACCUCACCAGGGGGCGAAGAUGGUAGAGGAUCAGCCUCCCAAAGGUUUUCAUCAGGUGUUACAUUAGUGCUACCGGCUGCAGCCGUUGAGGUCUUUGGGGUGUUCAGUCUUGGCUGCUCUCAGAGAAUAAAAUUAUUCAAAUUUCUAUUGAUCUUUUUAGGAAAACAUAGUAAUUAGUAAACACGCAAAUCAAUGUACAGACAGUGUCCCACGGUUCAUACCAGUAGGUGGCGGUAAUGCAUACCUUCAGUUUUGUGCCAAGAAAGAAAGAAGAAGAAGACGCUGUAGGCGCGCGCAACUUGAAUCAGGAAGCGCUCGUUGUUUUCUGGCGUCGCUGUUUUUACUUUAUGUGUCGUCGGUGAGACAACGUUGGGAGACCGAACCAAGUCUUUCCACACCGACGGGAUAAAAAGGAGGAAACAUUUGGCUGAAAAUGUCCGCUGGGCUCGAGACGACGAACAUAGAGUUCGGGAAGAGGGACAAUCUGCAUCAACAGGUUCUCGCCGCCUUCCCGCUGUGUGACGUCACAGAGGAAGAUCUGACCCAGAAUCCUCAGUUCAGUAAACUCCUGGCCACCCUUACCCAACAUGUGGACAAGAGUGGGCUCACCGUCCCGCUUAAAAGCGAGCUGGACAAGGCUGAGCAGAAACUGCAGAGCCAGAAGCGCCUGUGGCUCCGAUCCGAGAGCCUCCACAGAGGGCUGCAGGAGAUGAUCCAGGACUUCUGUGUCAGGAAGCGCCGCGCUACGCUUCCUCCUGAUCAGACCAUGUUCUAUGGAACGAUGGAGACGUGUCUUCGUGUGACUCAGUGCGUCAGACUGCUAGAUCCUAGCAGCGCUACCACCCAGGACCAGCCGGCGGUCCUGGGUCUAACGCCCCAGCAAGUCAUCCAGCUCCUGCCUCCAGAAAAGACGGUACAACGGAUGAAACAGGCGCUUCCCAGGGAGCUGGAGAAACAUCUGAAGCAAAAGUGUCUGAGCCUCGUCUCUUACUAUCAGCCAGAAUGGGAGAAUGAGAGUGAGGGUCUGAAGACCAGCAAGUUGUCUCACCUGCCCCCCCUGCUGGACAAAGAGAAGAAGAGAGCGGAGCUCCUGAAGACGACCUGUCGAGAAAACACCGUCCUCCUGCAGAGACAAACGCAGCUCUACCUCUCUGAGCUGGUUAAAAGCAUCCAGCUCCUCCAGACGCUCAUCUUGGAUCACAGACUGAAGGUCCAGACAGACCUGGACAGGAAGAAACUGGAUUACUUUGAAGGCAAAUGUGAAUUAGUCCUGAAGAAGAUCAAAACCGAGAUGGUGGAAAUUCAGCUGGACACCUACACUGCUGACACUAUUUCUGCUCACCGUAAAAUAAGGGAGAUGCUGGAGUGCGAGCUGAAGGCUUGCCACGCAGAGAGGCAGGCCGUGCAGUCGAAGCUGUCGUCCUUUGAGAUCUUGGGCAAAGCGUUUGAGGCCCUGGCCGACGAGUACGUCAGAUUACGGCAGGAGAUAGACAUGAAGAACUGGGCUCUGAAGAAACUCACCCAGUACACUGAAAACUAGCUCACGCCUGAUACGACCCGCUGUCAGGGCGGCCUUUUCACUCCAUCUAUCAGGUCGUUUUGCCGAAAGGACAAUUCUGCAUUUGUGAUAGAGAAUGUGGACAUUUGGUUCAGAGGAACAGCACACCCCUGCGUUAUUGUUGCUGGGUGCUUACAGUAAAGCAUCGUGCUUCAGAUCCCAUCUGUAGUCCAUCAGUAGCUGCAUUCUCAUCCUUUAUACUCAAAUCAAGAUUUCUGCUUGUAAAUACAUGCUGGUUUCCCUUAUGAUAGUAUAUUGUGUAUUAAUGUAUGAUUAAAAAUUGGAUAUAAAACAA
Messenger RNA from Fundulus heteroclitus (mummichog), 2115 nucleotides. RefSeq names its product HAUS augmin-like complex, subunit 4 (gene haus4). The coding region runs from base 696 to 1802 and encodes 368 amino acids. Gene Ontology annotation, cellular component: HAUS complex. The record is from RefSeq and is a predicted model, not a curated record. Gene Ontology annotation, biological process: centrosome cycle; spindle assembly. Gene Ontology annotation, molecular function: microtubule minus-end binding. The transcript has 9 exons. NCBI's taxonomy places the organism in Eukaryota, Metazoa, Chordata, Actinopteri, Cyprinodontiformes, Fundulidae.